Messenger RNA from Contarinia nasturtii (swede midge), 640 nucleotides. RefSeq lists its product as uncharacterized. The record is from RefSeq and is a predicted model, not a curated record. The transcript has 3 exons. Bases 108 to 617 code for a protein of 169 amino acids. NCBI's taxonomy places the organism in Eukaryota, Metazoa, Arthropoda, Insecta, Diptera, Cecidomyiidae.
GAAUGAUUCAAUUAACAUUUUGGUAGUAUAAAUACCAAACUUUGCAAUGAGACGGCGGUCAGUAUUCUUAAGGUUUUCAUGACGAACGCAAUCGUUUUUUAUUCAAAAUGUUUAAAUCGUAUGGAAGUUUGGUUGUUGUGCUUGUUUUAAGUGUAAUAGGUAUUGUGAAUGGUGAUUCAAAUGUAAGAGUGACCGCACCACAAAAAAAUCCAGAAUAUCCAAAUAAAUGCUGGGACGAAUCGACACAAACCGCUUAUUCGGUCGGGUCACAUAAUCCAAAAAAUUCUUGUCAACGCAUUCAUUGCUAUCCAGACUUUCGCAUUAAGAUCACAACAUGUGGAACACAUUCAUCGGGCGAAGGUGAAAUUGUCGAACAAGACUUAUCGAAAAAUUAUCCAUUUUGUUGUGCGAAAUUAGUCAAGGCAGAGAAGAAAGCCAAACGUGUUGAUCAUACGUUUGGUGCAAGUGAGGUGAGAAUUAAUAAAUUCCGAAGCCGAAACAGAUCAACGGCAAAGGAGUUGAAAACUAAAACAAAUGAAGACGCAUCAACAUCGACACCAUCACUAUCAAAAAAACAUGUUAUCGAAAAAGUAGCAGCUAAUGAGAAUUCUGAAUAAAAUACAUUGGAUAUCAAUUUAAA